UAGCAUAGAAAUAUGAUUAAACAACUGAUAAGAAGUAAGGCUGGAACCACAUUUUUUUCUGAUUUCUGAGCUCCAAUUAGAAGCUCAAAGAAAUAUUGUUAAUAAAAACAAAUAUCAAUGUUAUUUGUUAACAGUUUAAAAAUAGAUUGCCCAUAAAAAACAGCAAAGUGCUUUAUGAAAGUCAUUUAAGGCAGUUAAAUCUUACUCACAGUCAUCAGUGCAUAGUUCAGAUGCUCUCUUGCUCCCCAAAAAAAGGGAUGGGAUAGUCAAGUAAUGAGGAAAUGAGAGUUAUCCAUUGCUUAGAUGACAGCAUUGUUUUUGCUCCAUGGAAAGAAUCAACAGUUCCCACUGAAAAGUCAACAACUGGCAGUUAUCACCAUGCGGGUCCUAACAUAAGGUGAAAGUGAUCCCAUCACAAUUAAAGCCUUCACACAGUUAUCGGGAUAUAUGUAGGAACACCUAGAAGAACCAUUAACCUCAGUGAAAAUAGGGCUCCUUUAGAAGCUCACAAGUCAGAUUGAAUUUUUUUCGUCAGAUUCAACCUUGGAUAUAUUGACUUCUACAUAUCUCCAAGAAAAAAAAAGUCUGGAAAACUUCUUGUGAUUAUGAAGGGAUGGUCAGUCAGAGAUUUUAUGUUGCUUUCUGUUGUACCAAGUUUACAUUUUGAAUAACUAUUUUGGGACUAUUCUGGGGCAAUGGGAAGGGCAGAACAACUGUGAAACUUGGCUUCUUUAUUAAGUUGCUGGAAAAAGCCAGCCUGUUUUAUAUUUGGGCCCCUGGUAAUGUAUAACAUUUGAUCAGGCAGAGCAAGUUAAUGUUGAUAGUGGUUGUUAUAAGUGAAAACGCAACUGUAUUCCAAGGAAGGAGAGUAUGACAUACAGAAUUACAAGCUUCUCUGCUGUAAUGUUAUUUUUUUUCACUCCCUGAUCCACACAUACAGUGUUUGUGAUGUCAGAAUGCAGAAGCAGAUGUAAAGCAGACUUGAGAAGUACGUAGGAAUAUGAGCAGACUUUGGAAAGGUCUAGAUACACCAUGGAAAUACAGGUACAUUAACAGUUCCUAUGGAUGAAAGGGAUAUUUUGAUGAAUUCAGCAUCUUGCAUUGAAAUUGUUUGGAUAACCAUAUCCAGAAAAAUGUAAUUAAAGGACUGUAAUUGCAGGGAAAGCAAUGAAGUUAUUCUUUUUACCAGAGGAACUGUACAACUGUAUUGGAAAAUGACAAAUGCUUAGCCCUGGGUCAAAAAUAUAUACACCUAGAAAACCUCUGAAGAAGAAAAUAUUUGACUCACCUGAUAUUUACCUGCCUGCUUUUAUCAGAGGGCUAGAAAAUAUGAGAUAAUUCAUUGGGGCUGUGAUAAUCAUGGAUUUUUUCCUUGGGUCUUGCAACUCGUACAGCAAAUGAAGAAACCUGUUGCUGUUGCCAAAAGUCUUAGGUAGGCGAAAAGUUCUGAUCCAAUGAUAAGCAGGUAAUCCUGGAAAUGACUUAUAAUCUCUCUCCAUCUCUGAAAGCAGCGUGUUUUUUUGCUGCACACAGCCUGUCUGGGACUUGGUCCUAACAAGGUUUAACACUUAUUCUUCCUUAAUUGUAUGAUCAAGGGAAUCCCGUUUCCUGCAAGGAACUCAAUAGAUGAAGAUGGAUAAGAUAGUGCCCAAAACAAUGGCACAAUCAAAUCAGGAGUUCUUCUCCUCGGGUAAUUAAUCAUAGUCCUACACCUCAUGUCAAGGGCGGACAAUCAUUUCUUGGGUCUACCUGGGUCCAACAGUGGUAUCUGAGAAAUUCUUCAGGGCACAGCAUUAACAAUAUAGAGGUCAUCAGGAGCUAACCUCUGAAAAUCUAUAUAGUGAGCAGACAGUGGAUGGAACUGUGCAGUCACACCGUGCAUAGUACUGCGCACACCACACUCGGCAAGAUGAUGAUGAUGUCAAUGCCGUAUUCAUCUCUUGAUGAAUUUCAUCCCUUCAUCGAGGCACUUCUGCCUCAUGUGAAGGCAUUCUCCUACACAUGGUUCAACCUGCAAGCAGCCAAGAGAAAAUACUACAAAAAAUAUGAAAAGCGCAUGUCUAUGGAUGAAGAACGGAGGGUUAAGGAGGAACUACAGAGUGAAAAACCUGAAGUUAAACAGAAAUGGGCCUCCAGGCUUCUUGCAAAAUUACGAAAGGACAUCACUCAAGAGUACAGAGAAGAUUUUGUACUCAGUAUUACAGGGAAACGACCUCCAUCGUGUGUCAUGAGUAACCCCGAUCAGAAGGGGAAAAUGAGAAGAAUUGACUGCCUUCGUCAGGCAGAUAAAGUAUGGCGACUGGACUUGGUUAUGGUGAUUUUGUUCAAAGCUAUCCCGCUGGAAAGCACAGACGGAGAAAGACUGGAAAAGUCACCAGAGUGUAUGAACCCACAGUUGUGUGUCAACCCACAUCAUAUAAGUGUCACUGUGAGGGAAUUGGAUCUUUAUCUGGCCAACUUUAUUCACAGUUAUGUUCCAAGAGAUUACACAGUUUUUAAUAUGGCUGAGGAGCAGGAUGUAAAAGUUCCAGGCAACAUCCAUUCUGGCGUGUCCGGCAAUGACAGUAUUUCUGCCACUGGGGUGUUUUCUGCAAGAGAGCUUCUCAGAAUCACAAGAACAUCAAUUGUGGAUCCCAACUCCAGUGGCAAGCCUCCGCCUCUCAGUCUCCCUGGACAGAUGGAGACACCCAGCUAUUACCAGAACUUCAGCAUGAGUUCUCAGCUGAUGUCCCCAGCAGUGGCGGGGAUGAGAAGACUGCCCAAUGGACAGCCAGCAUUAAGUCCGUCACGGACAAAACGGCAAAGAUUUGCAAACUCCAUGUCGUCAGUCGAUGAUGAAGUAGAAAGUAUGGGGGAUGAGAACGAGAACAUGAACAUCUACGGGAAAUCCCCUGCUAGCCAGACUGGGAGCUGGCAUAGCGAUCAUAGUAUUGACCCGGGCACCAUGACGCACAGUCCUGCUAUGCACUCCCCCCAUGUGAUCCACUCUGGAAAUAUGAAAGCAGAUGGAGGCGGUGGGAGUAGUUUCACUGCUGUUUCCUCGGCUACUCAGCCACCUCACGUGCCAACCCCACCGAGACCCAUGAGCAACCACACACCAGGUGUGCAGGCACAGCAGCAAACUCAUCCCGCCCGUGGACAAGGUGGUAUGAGGCCUAUGCCAAUGCCUCACAGUGGAAACUUAAAGUUCAGUCAACAAAACAGUGAUACUUUAACUGAUUUUGUCAACUUGGUGUGUCAGGAGACCCAUACUGCACAAAAUCAGGCCAACAGUUCACCACCCCAAGCCCCCUUGAAGAGUCCCAACAAACUCCCCCACUUCUACACCCCGGGGAUGUUGCCCCCUCCCCCUCCCCCUCCAGUGGCCAGGCCUGUGGCUAUAAGGACAGCAGAUGGUCAGAGUUCAGUGCAGCCUGGAGGAGGAACCAGCAGUACUUCCACAUCGACCUCAUUAAGUACAAUAACCACAUCAUUUAGCGGCACCUCCAGCACCCCCAACACCCCACCAAUCAGUCGCAGUAUCAUGAACAGCCCAUUCAGCUUCCGACCAGAGCAUGCUUUUGCACAUAUUCAGCCUCAUCCUUCACAAGUUUUCAAUUACCCCAGUGUCAGUCCUGUGAACGCCAUCAGUGGUGUGAUCAGCCCUACCACACUGAGUCUUAUAGCCUCCCCUGUGGUCACCCCAAGGACCACGCCCAGGUCCACGCCCAUUCCACGCUGGACCACACCCUUCAUUGGGUUAGAUGAGAGCAUUGACUACAACAUGAUGGCAGGACUCAUGCCUGGGGUCAAUCCAGAUGAAUCUUUACUAGAGAGAUUUUAUGGUGUUCACAACAAUGACCCAGUAGAACAACAGAAUAAUAACCACACUCCCUCUUCACCAAACAAACAGGAAUCUUAAUGAUAGAUGAGCUGGUAGGAAAUUGACCUGUGAAAUCAGAGAAGGGGGAAAAGCAGGGGCUAAGGUCUUGCCAGAGGAAUGGGAAAGUUUUAAAUGCUCAGUUUCAGACUUACGAAAGGAAUCAAAACUUGCAUUGAAGUAAAAAAAAAAGCAAAAAGAAAAAACAAUUAUUAAGCAUAAUUAACGUACAAGCUAAAAUGAGAGAGAGAUGGAGAUAAGAGGAUGAAUUAUCACCUUUAUCAUGUGAUACUGUUGAUUCAGGCCUAUAUGUGAUAUGAAAUUUGUGGGUGAUCGAAGGUUUCAUCUCUUUGCUGUUCUUCAAAGAAAAAAAUGACAGUCAUUACAACACAAAAGAUGACACAUUCAGCAAGAGGAAAUUUGGAAUUUUGGUCAAAGAGAUAGCAGAGAACAUGGUCCAAUGGUGAUGGGUUAAACCAUAUUAUAGGCCAUGCAUGAUAGCAAUAACAUAGUUCUCCUCUGCUCUUUGUACCACAAAGGGAAUAGCACUACUUAGAAUUUGUAUGCUCAUGUAUAUCAUAUACACUGUAAUUAUUGCCAUCUAGGUAAGAUUUGAUUAUUAUUUUGAUUCUCAUUCCUUGGUGCAAUUCUGUCAUGUUUUCAAUAUUUGAUGGUUGUAUAUCUGAGCUGAAAGGUAAAAAGAAUGCUACUAGUUCUUACAAUGGCAUGUAGUUUAUUAUGUAACUUCUAUUUAUCAGCAUUUAUAAAGUUUAUAUGAUAUAUAAUGUCCAUUGUGCUAACUGUAUUACUGUGUAUCAACAUGUUAUUAAUAUCUUAUUAUGUCACAUAUUUUCUUUGUGCACUUAAAAAAUCAUCCUUUUGCCGAACUACUGUUGCCAAAGUCAACUUUUGAUCCUUCCACAUUGCCAUGACACAUUAUAUUAGUAUGUAUAUAAAAUUCUAAUACAGUUAUACAAAGAAAAGGUACAAUCCAUUGCUUAUAUGAAAGCUUUGUUUUUUUUCAUCAUUUUUAUUUUUGUACUGCAACAUUGCUACAAAGGAUGGUAUUUUCUUCAUGCUGUGUUAUAGCUUGCUUUUAUAAUUUCUGUUAAACAAUAAAAUUGAUCUAACAUGUGUCCAUAAAGAAGACAAUACACUGUAGGCUGGACAUGCUAUCUUUGCCAAGAACCUAGGAUCCAUGAUAAACUGGAUAGGAAACUGUCGCAUAUUUCAAAGGCUUUCCCUUAUCCAUUAUGAGCUUUUGUUUUUUUCCCACUUGAUCUGUUAUGGUAGUUGUACACCUGUAGUUCAUCUUUAAUGUUUAUCACAGAAUAUUCCACAAUUUUGACCAUACAUUAAGGAUAGAAAAAUAUUAUCGAAAAAAACAAAAAGAAAACAAUUGUAAGUAACUUAUUACUAAGACAUUCAACCUGAUGAUGAAUUUAUCUAUCAGUUUGAUGGAAUCUCCAUAUUAACACUGAGUAUUUAUUUUUAUUAAAAAUAUUUUAAGAGCAAGCACAUUCAUGAAAAUGUUAUAGUAUUAGAAAAAUGACCAAAUGCUGUUCAUUUUUGUUUUGAUGUGACACUUUUUUGUUGGAAUUUAGUCAUUUUGGUAGAAAUAAUUGAGCUCCAAAAUUGUCAUUUAGCCAAUCAUUUUUUUAUAAGUGAAUUCAAUAUGACGAUAUUGCUCCUCUAGCAACCGUAGUAAUAACGCAUAUAACAAAAGACUCAAGGCCUUAAUUACAGUCAAGUGAAGCUGUCAAAAUAAUGGACAAUUUUUAUCCGAAAGGCAGGCAUAAAAGAAAGAUGCCACAUUUUAUAUCCAGUGUAUCAUGGUUCCAACCUAGAACUGAUGUACAGACAUCUUGUAGAUGUUGACAACAGCUUAAGACCAUGGGCUGACACCUAGUAGUAACCAUGUAUCCCAUUUUUUGUUCAUUCACCUAUGUAAAGUUUAGAUAUUUCGCGUGUGUCAGUAAAUGUCUGAAAUAAAUUGCAGGGAGAAAGAGCUGCAGAAUCCAAAGAGUAGAGUAGAGUUGACAUUAUCACAGAUAUUAUCAUAUUUGUUAAGUUAUUUUUAUGCACUGUACAUUUCAUACAAUUAGCUAUGCAACAUUGUAUCCUAUAGGUUUGCUGUAUGGUUUGAAUUACUUGUAUGUUGAUAUUUGCAAUGAGAUGAUGAGGUUUUUUGAUUUCUACUUUUGCAUCCUUCUUUGAAAGAAACAAAUCUUUAGUUGUAUAGUAAGUUUUUGGUUUGAAACUUAGAGAUAAAUACAUUUUUGAGAAAAUAUUAAAAUUUUGUUCAUCCAGAAUAAUGCACAAGACUGCUGAGUUAAGGACUGUUUGGAGACUAGGCCAAAGUUGGGAUAUAUUUCAGUUGUAUUUUUGAAAAUUAAUACUUUGUUAGAUGAUUUUAAUAUUCAUGUAGAUUGUUAUAUUUAUCAUACAUCAUUAUUUCACAUAUGUUAUUUCGACACUUAUAUUUGUUGUCUUCCUUUACAUGAGUGUUAUGUACAUGGAUAACAGAUCAUUUAUCACUGGGCAUUUUGUUAAUAUAUAUAUAUAUAUAUAAUAUUAUAUGGACAAACUUUGUGAAUAUGUAUUAUUUGUAACCAAGCCUUGCAUAUUUUGUUUAAAAAAGUGAUUUGGUGAAAAGGAUGCCUUUUUCUCCCUCAUUUAGCUGGGAUCAAUUUGUAGUUCAGUUUCAGAUCCACUUCUCGCUUUAACAGAUUUUAACAGAUAUACUUCAACAUUGAAUUGUUACUUUAAAUUAACAUUGAAGCACUUUUUAUGUCAGUUUUAAUGUAUCCCUUGGAAUUAAAGGGUUCAGUUGGAGAAAGAGUGUAAGGUGCUCUAGAGGGUAGGACCUGUAGGCAACAAGGAAGCAUGUUGUUUGUUGGGCUGUGAUUUUUGGUAUUAAGAUAUUUUGAAGAACAUGCUUCCUUUGUUGUCAACUCAAUGGAUUGAAAAGGAGCAUUUAAUCUCUUGGAUCUGAUAGCUAAACAAAUGCUUUUAUUGAAUCCAUGUUCUGACUGCACUCACCUUUGUGUGCGGGUGAAGACUUAUUGUCAAGAAAAAAUUACUUAAAAAAAAGAGAGCACAUGAAAAUGGUGUCUUAAAAGAAAAAUGAGAAUUUAAUGUCCAAGAUAAAAAAAGGCAUGUUAGGACAAAUAUUACAAAGGAUUUGCUCCUUAUAAAGAUCUGGGAGGGAAGGGGGUGUUUUUUAUUCUUUCCUGAGUAAAGGUAAUGAUGCUGAAAAGAUACUGAAAUACUUGAGAGUAGUAUCUGCUUGAAUGUUUUUGAUCAGCCGCACCACUGGAGGGCAGUUUUAGAUAGUGUUUUUUUUUUCCUGUGGUGCUAUUUUUUGGUCAGGAAGAGUACCCUCUAGAGCACUCGUCCUUUUCCUACCAGAUGUCUGGGUAAUUAUGCACCAUGGGUGCUUGGCUGUACAGUUUUAGUUAUUAUCAUUAUUCAGUGAGGAAAAGAAGGAGAGGUAUUUUGCCACUUGUAGCUAAGAUGUAUUGCUUAUGGUGUAGGAAAACAAGUCACUAUCAGAGCUCUAAAAUAAGCUUAUGAUUUGUUUGAAGUUAAGGCUUUAGAAAAUAUUAUACAGCAUGGUGACUCCAAGUAGAUGACCAUAAGAAAUGUUGAUUAUUUUAACUAGUUUACCGUUACAGUGCAUCAGAAAAAUGCUGAGCACUAAAAAUCAACCAAAGCUAAUCUGAUUUGUUUGACUCUGGCAUACCUAUUUUUUUUCCAAAAUUCAACAAACACACUAGCACAACAGUGAAUAUAUAAAAUAUGAAAUAGUGUUUUAGACUGGAUAUUUGGACCUCCUUACAGCUUGAAGUCACUGAAACAGUACAGAAAGUGAAUAUUAUAAUGACCAUGUCUGUAAAUUGAGCAGAGAGUGUUGUAAAGUGUCUAGACUGUUGAUUCUACCUGGUAGAACAUUCUUGUAGUAGAUAUUGUUGGGUGUAGCAAGUUGUAUUGUGCAGGGCAGUUGUUAUUAUACUGCAGUUUGAUAGUCUGCUGGACUGAGGGCACUCCGCGUAAUUGCACCCCCAUGUUGCUGCUGGCCAGUGUAAAGGUGAUGGGGGUCAGUGCCCUGUGAAGUGCCCCAGGAUUCCUUUGUGCCAAAUUUCUCUCCGCUGGUUUAUCUGUGUGACAAAACUGCUGAUGCUCGUAGAUUUUGGCAUGAGCUUCAUUUCAAGUGGCAUGGAUGGAAUGAGAAGGCUAAAUUGCCCAGUUUUUGGUUAUUCUAUAGGGAGAGACACCCAAAAAUUUACUUAAAUGAUCCAGGAAUUCAUCCUCUUGAUUCUGUGAUUAGAUAUUAUGUAUGUUUAGGCUAAAUAAACACAGGAUGUAUUUUGGGUGUGGAAAAUUCAAUUUGAUUCAAUUGUCAAUUUUUUUUCUUUUUCUUUCUUUUUCUUUCUUUUUCUUUUUUUUUUGAUAACAUGGAAUAUUCCUUGGUCUGUUUGGCUCUAUCCAUGUCACUGGUUACAGAGGGCUUCAUAAAAUAAAUUUGCAGGUGGCAAUAUACCUCUCUUUCUUUAGUUUUUAUGUAACAUGAAGCAAGUGUAUAUAAGUUUGUAAACAUACAUACAUACAUCUAUUUAAUUUAUUGACUGCAAAUCUGAAGAAAAGAUGUGCAGACUGUUGAAGCCAUAUGAAUAUGUUUGUGUAUAUUGCUUGUGCUCUGCACAACUUCAAGGAAAAAUUGUAUACAUCUCGUGAGGAAUAAAUUGACUGUUUAGUUUGCAAAGCAGAAGUAUCAGUAAUGUCAUUUAAAAAUGGGCAAAAAUAUAUACAGAUUUUAGAAAAUUAUAAUUUUAAAGUCAAAAGUUACAAUUUUUUAUUAAAAAAUGCUUCCCUGGCAAUUUUGUUUUCUACAACAAGUCACUUAAUUUGCUCCACUGUUUUCCUAAAAAAAAUUAAGUUUUAAAACUGUUGUGAUUUUCAGCCAACAUAAUUUUGGUUUUUGUGUGUAGUUAAGUCAUAUUCCUAGAAAAUGGAUUAAAUGCAACU
Messenger RNA from Lingula anatina, 8887 nucleotides. RefSeq names its product nuclear factor 1 A-type. The record is from RefSeq and is a predicted model, not a curated record. NCBI's taxonomy places the organism in Eukaryota, Metazoa, Brachiopoda, Lingulata, Lingulida, Lingulidae. Gene Ontology annotation, molecular function: DNA-binding transcription factor activity, RNA polymerase II-specific; RNA polymerase II cis-regulatory region sequence-specific DNA binding. Gene Ontology annotation, biological process: regulation of transcription by RNA polymerase II. Gene Ontology annotation, cellular component: nucleus.